AUGUCCUUGAAAGCCGACAGGUCUGAUGGCAGCCGACUCUCCCCAGAACCAUGGAGGUCCUCGGAUCCUUGGGGUCUAAAGCCGCCGAAGCCUGGCCCGCCACCGGGAGCUUAUCCGCCGUCGCCAACCUCUGGAGAUUCUCAGACCACAUUACCUCAGUCGUUAUCUGCUGCUGUUAGGGCCCGGAAGAGUGAGUAUGUACGCAAGAGGUCGAUGAAAAUCAAGAUUGGUAGUUGGAACGUCGCGUCGAUUAGUGGUACGGAGAAGGACCUAGGCGCCUGGUUUGUCGGGGGUCAUGGAGUGAGGGGUCUCUCCCAAGAUUUGUCCGGCGAAUCCCUUCAUGGUGAUCAUGACGACGACGAUGAUUCUGACAGUGACGAGCAAAUCGAGUCAAUCGAAUCUCAGGAAGCUCGCGUAAGGACGACGAAAAAGAAGACUACACUGCCGAAAAAUGAUGUGCCAGGCGAGUCCCACGAUGAUCAGAUUGACCUAUACGUUCUGGGCCUACAGGAGGUCCUUGAUUUAUCUUCUAUGGCCGAAGCAAUUCGGCCCUACACUGAUCCCAAUCCUGGCAAAAAGUGGAAACGAGCCUUGAAACGAGCUCUUCCUCGUGGUUAUAAAAAAGUGGCAGAGGAGCAGCUUCUUGGGCUACUUCUCCUGAUCUACGCCUCGCCCGAAUUAGCCGAAUCUCUCGGCUCAGUGAGCACAACGUCGGUCGGAACUGGGCUGAUGGGUUAUCUCGGUAAUAAAGGUGCAGUCUCGGCUAGGCUCGUGGUGGCUGAGGCGACGCGGCUAUGCUUUGUCAACUGCCAUCUUGCUGCUGGAGCAGAUCAGACCGCCUUGAACCGCCGGUUAUGGGACACGACUCAGAUUCUCAAUCGCACUCGAUUUACACCCGUCAACAUAGAGGGAGAGGGCUCUGAGGGAGGAGAGGAAAAAAUUGGCGACGAGGAUCUCGCGUUCUGGUUCGGUGAUUUGAACUAUCGUCUAGAUGACAUUCCAGGGGAAGACGUCCGGAGGUUGUUAUUACUACACACUCGAAACGAGUAUGAUCUGCAGAAUGAGUCCAAGCGACGGAUAGACAGCGAGUUAGGCUACGUCAAACCUCCUUCAGGCGACGAGCCGACUCAGCCGUCUACCCACUACGAGAUAACUGAUGCUGAGAGACCUGCAUCAGCGAGUGACGCCGAUCCUCCACUCGAUCCCAAAUCCGACCCGGCCUCACUUCAUGUCACCAUCCAGUCGCUGUUGGCACAUGACCAGCUUAGGCUUCAACAGAAACUUCGGAAAGCCUUUCACGAAGGCUGGCGGGAAGGCGAAAUUAACUUUCUGCCAACCUACAAAUACGACGUGGGCAGCGUGGGCAUGUUUGAUUCGGGAGAAAAGAAGAGAAGCCCCAGCUGGUGCGACCGUAUUCUGUAUCGCACUCGUCACGACAAAGAGCUGUACGAGGAGAAGGCUAAACAGCUCGAAGAAGCUCGCAAGAAAGACGAAUCCAUGAAAGCUCGAGGCAUCGACCAAGCCAAUGCUGAGCAGGACGUCUUGUUUGACUAUGAUCCAGAUACCGACGGUAUGGCCUACGGCGACGAUUAUGACGAAUACGACGAACGUGACGAUGAAUGCAAUGAUGCCGAAUUGGUACGUACGCAUGAAGACUAUGGCGACAUGAUUGAGCUCAACAGCUACGUCUCGCACCAACGGGUAUUAUCUUCAGAUCACAAGCCACUGGGAGCUGUCUUCACAGUGACUUACGAUGCAGUCAUACCUGAGCUAAAAGCUAAGGUAUAUCAAGAAGUGGCUCGAGAGUUUGACAAAGCCGAAAAUGAAGGCCGCCCGGCGUUGACAGUGGUAGUUGACCACCACUCCGAUGGACAAACAUCGAAUGCUGACGGUUCGGCAGACCUGAAUGCCGUAAGCUUUGAUGAUGUCCGGUAUGCUGUGAGAAAGAGAAGGGUAAUCACUAUUGCAAACACUGGACAGAUCACAGCAUCCUUCUCUUUUGCCGAGCGGCCUACGGGUUCAGGAAAGGAGACCUCCAUCGCACCGCGAUGGCUGGCAGUGAGGGCCGACCCUGAAAUAAUGCAACAGCCAGUUAAGGGGCCCCCUGACCCAAGAGGAUCAAUGAGCCUACUCCCCGGUGAAACCACGACCGUCGAAUUGCUGGUCAACAUCACUGAAGGCGAGUUAGUGAAAGCGCUGAACUGGGGACAGGAAGCACUCGAAGACGUAUUGGUGCUUAGAAUUGAAAAUGGACGGGAUCAUUUCGUGCCUGUAAAAGGUAACUGGCUGCCGUCUGUCUACUUUCGUUAUCUUGGCGAGUUGGUACAGGCGCCCGAGGGUGGCGCUCGUAAACUGCCGCUGCGAACAUAUUCUGGACAUAAUGAUCAAGCUUUCGCCAGUCAGCAUUCUGCCCCGAAGGAGCUAUAUGUUCUUACUGAGAUCAUCCCAGUAUAUGUCGAACGCUCGGUCGCAGAAUGGGGGAUGCUCCAUGACGGGGACACUCCACCUUGGCAAUACGAGAAUGUAGGCAUAUACUGGCCGUUCCACAAGGAAACAUGGACCUUCCACGAAGGUGAUGAACGAUCAGACAUGCUAGCAGCUGUCCGCGAGGCGCUCGACACCGCAAGUCCUCUCGAUGCUUGUCUCAAUUCCGAUCUGCCAUGUAUCGUCAGACUCGAAGUUUUGGCUGAGGUCUUGGUGUCGUUUCUCGCAUCCUUACAGGACGGCAUCAUUCCUGCAGAGGUGUGGUCCGAGGUGGAAAGUCGCCUGUCGACCAUGAAAAAAGGAAAGGUCGAGCCUCCCCCAGAAGAACUCCAAGAUACGGUCAUGGAUCCUUUGUUGCAUCAUCCCAUCCACAGCGUGUCCUUCACCUUCGUUACCUUCUUAUUGACCCGACUGAUCAGUGAGCUUGUACCCUGCGGUGCCCCAGUCGCUGAUCCAAUCGCACAUCCGGCCUCUCCUGAUCCUUCAAGACGCUCACGGGCAUCAACCGUGUCUUCUGAGUCGGGCACAGAACCCUCGAUAUACUCUGAGGAAGCACCGGGCAAGAAAGGGUUGUUUUCUGCACUCCGCCGUAGACGGGCCCAGAGUAUCUCCUCGGUCUCGGCCACUGGAACAGAGCAAGACACCGCAGAGCCUGAGCGACGAAGGAAGCUGAUUGGUUCAUUUGCCGAUAUAUUCGCACCCAUCGUCAUUCGCUCGGAAAACGACGACAAACUCAAGGGAAAGGACAAAAAGGCCUUGGACGCUCGCAAGAAAAGAUUGCUCGAGUCGUUCCUCGACACGAGGCAACCCUAG
Molecule: messenger RNA, 3297 nt
Organism: Exophiala spinifera
Lineage: Eukaryota; Fungi; Ascomycota; Eurotiomycetes; Chaetothyriales; Herpotrichiellaceae
Exons: 1
Coding region: 1-3297 (1098 amino acids)
Biological process (GO): phosphatidylinositol dephosphorylation
Molecular function (GO): phosphatidylinositol-4,5-bisphosphate 5-phosphatase activity
Source: RefSeq, a predicted model, not a curated record